AUGGUUGUUGUAGUAGGGUGUUACAUAGCUGGGUGCUGUGGUGCUGGCUUGGGUCCUAUCAGUAAACAUAGGAACCAGCUGGCCCCAAAAAUACUGAAUUUUAGUACCACUGAUGGGGUAGGGGGUAUUUUAAAUCGUCAUAUUCUAAGGCAGCACAACAUUCCAAUAAGUCCUAAGAUUGCAAGGCAGCAUGAUUUUGGUAAAAUUUUAGUGGAAUCAGGCUUUGAGAAAGCUAUUGGCUCUACAUUGAGUGCAUACACAGAAGCAGUGAGGGAGCUGGCAUGUGAGAUAUUGGAGCUAAUAGCAGAGGGGUUGGGGGUCCCGGACACUCGGAUAUUCAGCAAGUUCAUAAGGGAUGUUGAUAGUGACUCAGUUCUCAGGCUCAAUCACUACCCACCUAUAAUUAACAAGGACAACAACAAAGACAUGUCACAACAAUUUACCAAGGUUGGCUUUGGAGAGCAUUCUGACCCUCAGAUCAUAACCAUUCUCAGAUCCAACGAAGUGGGUGGCCUCCAAAUUUCCCUUCAAGAUGGGGUCUAG
This is a messenger RNA of Glycine soja, 543 nucleotides long. Its product is annotated as gibberellin 2-beta-dioxygenase 4-like. Gene Ontology annotation, biological process: response to light stimulus; gibberellin catabolic process. Lineage: Eukaryota; Viridiplantae; Streptophyta; Magnoliopsida; Fabales; Fabaceae. The record is from RefSeq and is a predicted model, not a curated record. The transcript is spliced from 3 exons. Bases 1 to 543 code for a protein of 180 amino acids.